CAUACACUAUUUUCAAGCCCAGUCUAGUAUAUUCAUAUAUAUACAGCGUUGGUGGGAGGUGAAUCUAAGUUUAUCAUAACUAACCACUAUCAUACUUUCAUACCUACCACGGCGGCCACGAUAAUAGUUCCAGUAUAGGCCCACCAUGCCCUCGUCACCUUCACCACCGCCACCCCACGACGCCGCACCACCACUACAGCGAGUCGGCACCCACAGCUCAACAAUGACAAUGGCCGCAGGACAUGGCUACAUAGACCCGGAAGCACAGAGCGGCCGACGCAGCCUCGACAGACGACAAUCCCUUUCUUCGGUGGCGACGGAAAAGGACUAUGUCGGGGACUUCCUGCAGGAGUGGGAACGCCCCCAGCGGUUGCGGGAGUUGCGGAAGGUGUACUCUCACCAGACAGAGAAGUUAGGGGAGCUAGAUGCGCCGGGGGAUGCUUCGGAGUUUAUAGAUAUCGAUAAGGAGUUGGUCACAUGGGAUGGUCCUGAGGACCCGGAGAACCCGAGAAACUUCCCCACUGCUAAAAAGUGGAGGAUCACGCUCGUCAUCGGCAUGUACACCUUUGUCUCGCCGUUUGCGUCGAGUGUAGCUGCUCCUGCGGCACAAGAAUACGCCGCCGAGUUUGGCAUUACCAGCCCUACCAUUGCAAGUAUGACGGUUUCAAUCUUCCUGAUUGGCUUUGCGCUUGGACCGUUAUUCAUGGCGCCAUUGUCGGAAUUGUUUGGUAGAGUCAUAGUCAUACGUGUGACCACUGUGCUCUUCCUCAUUUUCAGCAUUGCCUGCGCGCUUGCGAAUAGCACGGCGCAGAUGAUGGUCUUCAGACUGUUAUCUGGUCUGGCCGGGAGUGCGCCGCUGGCUCUUGGUGGUGGGAUUCUUUCUGAUAUCUGGGCGCCUGUGGAUCUGGUCCGCGCUAUGGCCAUCUUCUCAAUUGGGCCCCUCCUUGGCCCCAUCUGUGCUCCUGUCAUGGCUGGUUUUGUCGUCGAGAACAUCGACUGGAGGUGGGUGUUCUGGAUUCUCGUGAUCCUGGGUGGUGUUAGCAUGGUUAUCGGAAUGAUUGUCUUCAAGGAGGAGACUUAUGCUGUCGUCAUCCUGAACCGCAAGGCUGCGAGACUAAGGAAGGAAACCGGAAAUGAGAACCUUCAUACCAUCUUCGAGGUCACGGAGGAUGUUAGGACUGGUUUCCUGAUCGCUAUCACUCGGCCGGUGAAGAUGCUCGUUAUGAACCCAGUGUUGCUGAUGCUGAGCCUUUUCCUGGCAUUCGUGUACGGCUUCCUCUACCUCUUGUUCGUCACCUUCCCGAUCCUCUUCCAAGGCAAAUAUGGCCAAUCUAUUGGCAUCGCAGGCCUAAACUACCUGGGGCCGGGCGUGGGCUUCAUGGUGGGCCUAAUAGUCUUCACCCCGCUGCUGCAAAAGAUUUACCUAAGACUCACAGCGGCCAACAACGGCGUGGCCAAGCCCGAAUACCGGCUGCCAACCCUGCUCAUGGGUGGCGUCCUCGUCACCACCGGACUUUUCUGGUAUGGCUGGUCGGCCGAGAAACAGUUGCACUGGAUCAUGCCGCUGAUCGGCACGGCGUUCUUCGGCGCCGGCAUGAUCCCCGUGUUCGCGGCCAUACAGACCUACCUUAUAGACAUGUCCCCGCGCUACGCCGCCUCUGCCGUCAGCGCAUCCACGCUCUUCCGCUCGCUCGUCGCCUUCGCCUUCCCGCUUUUCGGAAAGCAGAUGUAUGAUAAGUUGGGCUACGGCUGGGGGAAUUCCCUCAUGGGGUUCAUUGCCCUACCCUUGGGCAUCCUGUUCCCGUUGUUCCUUUACAGACAUGGCGAGCCGUUGAGAAUUCGGGCGGAGAAGAGGAUGGAGGAGUGGGACACGAAGAUGAGAGCUAGAGCGUUGGAGGGGGAGACAAGCUCGUCGUUGCCUUGAGAUUGUUUUUUCUUUCGUGCUCCACCCCACUUCCUUGCCUGAGCAUGUACUCGUACUCGAGCAUGUACAGUACCUGGGGAGGAGUUUUUCGUGCGAGGCAGGGGUCGUUUUAUAGGCUAACCUACAGUAGAGUAACCGUUGACUAACUUUCUAUCGGAUACGGUACUUGUACUGUACUUGUAUAUUUUUCCUUUUUUCCUCUUUUUUUUCCCUAAUUUUCUUUUCCCUUUGUCCCAGCAUCAUCAUCAUCACCAUACCGGUAGAUUAGUCAUUUUGGCCUGGCCUGGCCUGGUUUAGUUCUGGAGUUUGGGA
Molecule: messenger RNA, 2236 nt
Organism: Tuber melanosporum (Perigord truffle)
Lineage: Eukaryota; Fungi; Ascomycota; Pezizomycetes; Pezizales; Tuberaceae
Exons: 6
Coding region: 146-1924 (592 amino acids)
Biological process (GO): transmembrane transport
Molecular function (GO): transmembrane transporter activity
Source: RefSeq, a predicted model, not a curated record